CUACCACAAUUCACUACUUUACCCAGCAACCAAUCGCUCAACUGCAAGCUGGCUCCAACGCUUCGCGAGUGUUUCCCAUUUAAACAAACAGUACUGAAGAUGGCGGAGAGUUAAUGGUGUAAAGAAGAAAUUAUUUAUCUGGCAGAAACACGAGUCUACUUGACUCUCGCCCAGAUAGGACCACACCUCCGGAGGGGGGGGCGGGACCAGACUGUCCGUCUACUUGGCGCCGUCACAAGGUGCUGAUAUGUACACACGAUGAGCGGACCUGUGGGAGACAACUCCAUGGAGCCCAUGAGCUCGGAAAACCGAAAGCGCAAGUUGUCCACCUGCGACACGCCCGGCCUGGGGUGCGAGAGGAGGCGCCGGGAGCAGGAGAGCAAGUACAUCGAGGAGCUGGCGGAGCUGAUCUCGGCCAACCUCGGGGACAUCGACAGCUUCAACGUGAAGCCGGACAAAUGCGCCAUCCUCAAGGAGACGGUGCGACAGAUCCGCCACAUCAAGGAGCAGGGUGAGUCACGCACACGCGCUCAGUCACGCACGCACACUGUCUCUCUCUAGCUCACUCGCUCACUCACCCCUCGCUAAACACACACUAACGCACACACACCUUGCGGGAGUCUGUAUCCGAGGCUGUUGUGUGGGGGGUUGGUCAUGCGGAGCUCUGCAGAUGUGCUGCUGGAGUGGAGGCGAGAUAAAGAGAGGAGGAGCAGUGUGUAUAUGUUUGUGUGUAUGUGUGAUGUGCACGAUCACAUCUGGAUGUUAUCCUGCCCCCCCCCCCCCCCCCAACACCACCCCACCCCCACAAAGUCAACCCUGUCGCACACAUUUGUCUCCUCUCGGAGACCAGGUGCAAGGACAAAUCAUUCAUCUCCCUCCCAAUUUCAGAGCAUCAACCGUGCUGUUUGGGAGGAAACAUUGGCACUGUUUUGUGAACCUGUCAUUAUGUGUAUUUGUAUGUUUGUCCGUCCGUGUAUGUGUGUGUGCGUGUGUGUGUGUGUGUGUGUGUGUGUGUGUGUGCGUGCGUGCGUGCCCAGCUGUGCACCGGCCGCGGCCAAGGGUCGCUUAAUUGAAGUUUCCAGCAGCCGAUCUCCGAGCCGCUGAGUUGCCAAACUAUUAGGCCCCAAUACAGCUGCUGCUGCUGCUGCUGUCACGAUGCUCUCUUCAAACCCCCCCUCCCGCCUCUCCCCAGGGGACCCUGAGUUCCCCCCCCCGGCCCACGCG
Gadus macrocephalus (Pacific cod) is the source of this 1224-nucleotide messenger RNA. Its product is annotated as nuclear receptor coactivator 3-like. The record is from RefSeq and is a predicted model, not a curated record. Gene Ontology annotation, cellular component: nucleus. Gene Ontology annotation, biological process: cellular response to hormone stimulus; positive regulation of transcription by RNA polymerase II. Lineage: Eukaryota; Metazoa; Chordata; Actinopteri; Gadiformes; Gadidae. Gene Ontology annotation, molecular function: nuclear receptor binding; protein dimerization activity. Bases 259 to 561 code for a protein of 100 amino acids. The transcript has 4 exons.